Messenger RNA from Pocillopora verrucosa, 1110 nucleotides. RefSeq names its product lactosylceramide 1,3-N-acetyl-beta-D-glucosaminyltransferase B-like. NCBI's taxonomy places the organism in Eukaryota, Metazoa, Cnidaria, Anthozoa, Scleractinia, Pocilloporidae. The record is from RefSeq and is a predicted model, not a curated record. Gene Ontology annotation, cellular component: Golgi membrane. Gene Ontology annotation, molecular function: hexosyltransferase activity.
AUGAUCAGAAAAAGAGUUUUGACGGUUUUAGCUUUUGUGAUAGCAAUUUGCGUAUCUUUCCAGCUAAGACUUAUUUGGAGUACUCUUUCCUCCUUUUCUGAAAUUGUUCGUGCAGAACUAGAUGUCGAAAACCAUGUGAAGCGGAUACAAUUACGAGAACUGAAAAUGAAUCAAACGACAACUUCUACUACGCAAAUUAAUCACAAAUCAUUUCUUAUAACCAGGAGAUCUUGUAUGCAACAUUACGAUCUUCUUAUGAUUAUCGCAUCCGCACCAGGUAAUUCUGAAAGGAGGAAAAACAUUCGUAAGACAUGGGCAUUCGAAAGAUCCGCAAAACCAAGAUGGACGUCAGUUUUUCUGGUCGCUCAAACACGGGAUGAAACAGUUUCAAACGGGUUGCUUGACGAAGAUGAAGCUCAUAAAGACCUUGUACGAGCUAGCUAUUAUGACCACUACUGGAAUCAAACCCGAAAGAUACAAAUGGGCUUCGAAUGGGCAGUAACGUAUUGCGAUUUCUCGUUUCUUUUGAAGUUGGAUGACGACGUUUUCGUGCACGUUCCAAGAGUUCUCUCCUUCUUAAGCGCACCCACCACGCCAAAGAAGAUGUUUUACGCUGGCAAUCAUUACAGAAAUCCUGUUCCUUUUCGGGGAGGAAAGUGGAAGGUAACUUACGAGGAAUACAACAAGACAAGAUAUCCAGAUUUUUGCCCCGGUUUUGGAUACAUUUUAUCUCUCGACGUUGUGCGUGCAUUUGUCGACACUUUCUCUUCCUUGCCGUUCUUUAGACUGGACGAUGUUUAUGUUGGCAUGCUGGCGAGUAAGAACGGAAUAAAUAUCACCAACAAUGUGGGUUUUGAAGUAUUGCAUCCACCCCAAUAUGUAUGUGUUCCAACAAAAGAUACUUUAGUCAGGCAUGAUGUAGAGGAAGAGUGCCAAAUGAAAAUGUUUAACUUAGCCAUUUUCUCUCGGUAGCUCGAUGGCGUGGUUAGUACAUGCGUAUAUGUAGAUAAAUUAUUCAGUGAGUGAUGUUUCCCUGUUCAAUAUAUAUCCGUUGUACAUUUGAGUGCAGCCAUUUAAAGCUAUUUCUGUUUCGAAUGGGCGUUGCUCGAA